Bursaphelenchus xylophilus (pine wood nematode) is the source of this 4601-nucleotide messenger RNA. The record is from the annotation of a GenBank genome assembly. NCBI's taxonomy places the organism in Eukaryota, Metazoa, Nematoda, Chromadorea, Rhabditida, Aphelenchoididae.
AUGGGGGCUGAGGCCGAGAAAUAUCUAAAGGAUCAUCUGAUCCCUCAACUCUUCGAGGUGAGGAAAUAAGUUAAUUAAUUAAUCCCUGGCUAUAAAUUGACCUUUUAUUUUCAGGGACUAAUGACCGGUUUAAUUUACAAUAAACCAGAAAGACCCGUGGAUUUUCUGGAAAAUGCCCUGGCCAAGAUCAAAAACAAUCCUCAUAUGACCGUAAGGUGGGAUACAUUCGUGGACUCAGCCAAUCUGCCGACCAAAACGCCUCAUACUGAGACUCAAAUAGAAGAAGAAGGAGAAGAAGGUGGGCAAAAUAAGGGAAACAUGGUUCUUUAUAUAAUACAACAAUCAGGCUUGGGGGCAUGUUCCGGUUUUCUAGUUUUGAAACAUUCCUUUUUUACAUCUCGAAACACCUUAGACAUUCUUAGGAUCUUAUAAAAUGCCCCGGAGAUCGACUGUAAUCGAUUACGCAAGACGGGGAAGUGUAGGGCAUUGCUUAGCGGCCAAUCCGGCUAGGAUGAGUAACAGUAAGCUAAAAACAAUUUUCCGUAAUGUAUUUUUUUGCACUCUUACUAGUUAGAUAAUUUAUAAAUUUAACGUGAUUUUAGAAAAGAGACCAAAGAAGAAAAAAGAAGUGGAAGCGACGGCAGAAGAGUCCCCUGGAGAUGAAGAGGUCGAAAAGCCCAGAAAGAAGUCAAUCUCAAGGUACGGUCACGCUUCCAAGUUGAAUAUUUCCACUAACACAAGUGAGGAUAGACGUCGUAGUCUAGUUCCUUCAUUGAAACCACCAUCAUCAAGAAGAUCAUCGAAGUCCCCAAAGUCAUCCAAGACGACCAAAAAGGGGAAGAAGAAACGAAAAAAGGUUGCCAAGGAUACCGAAACCGUUUCCGAUGGGUCUGAGGCGCCGCCGGAAGUGCCGCAUUCGGAACCGCACAGUGAUUCUGGGGCUUCCGACGGUUCCGAAGCCGUGUCGGAAGACUAGUCCAGUCCAGUUGCCUAACCUCUAUCACUAUUUGUGGCUAACACUUCCGUAAAUAACUCCACCUUUCCUUUCCACUUUCCGUUUUCUGAAUAAUUUUUGGCUGAGUAAAUGCUUUCCUAUACGUGUUCUUUGCUACUACUGAUCUACAUUUCCGAGGAAUUGCGUGUCGUAACCCUGUUCUCCAGUGUAAGUCAAUUAGAUCUAUCACACGUCCCAUUGCUUAAAACUUUUUGCUUUGUUUGUUUCCGACAUUAAUUCAAACUUUCCGCAAACCACGCAGAAUUGUGAUACCCAUGGCAUUGGUCUUUAGUCAUUCUUUUCCAUUAAUCUGUUUGCAGCGGUAAGAAGUCUGUUUCUCGUAGUGCAAGCCAAGAGAUGGGGCAUCAACGGCGUCCGUCUGUGGCCAAGGCAGCGCAGCAUGCCUAUGUAAACCCAACUGCUCCAAUCAUCUUAUUUAUUGGCGGACCAGGUGGAGGCAAGACGAAAUAUGCAGCGAAAGUGCGAGACGCCCUGGAGAACAAAGGACUGGUCCAUAUUUGUGUACCAGAUCUCAUAAAAGAUGCCAUUAAGCGGUAUAAGACCGUCUAUCCUGAGUGGAAAGAAGCUUCCCGAAAGUACGAUCGGGGUAUGUUUUCUAUCUUCGUUCAUUAUGUAAUAUGCUUAACAAUCGUGUAGGUGAAUUAAUAUCAAACGAUCUGAUUCAAAUGCUGGUAAAGGCUGAAAUGGGACGGUAUCCAAACGCAAAUGCUUACUUCCUGGAAGGAUUUCCUCGAGAGGCCAAACAAGUCGAAGAUUUUGAGAAGAAUGUAGGUGAACCGAAUGAUGUCUUAAUAAUUCCAGGUGAGGAAUGUAAAUCUGGCGAUGAUAUUGGACUAUGAUGAGGAGACACUUCGGACUCAUAUGAUGAACAGGGGCUUGGAUCGAGAAGUCAUAGACCGACGGAUCAACGAAUUCAGAAAUAAAACCCUCCCAAGUGCUAAAUACUUUGAUGACCACCGACUUUUGUACUUGGUAUGCAAUUUUGCAUUGUGACGUGUCUAUAAUAACUAAGUUUAAUUACAAUUUUCUUUUCAGAUCCCAGGCGAAAAAGAUGAUAAUGUAAUACUGGAUAGAAUGAAGAAGUUGGUCAAGCGUGCAAUGGAGAGCGGCGUUUCGAUGGUGGCGAAGCAUCCAGCUGCAACGUCAAAAGGCCAAGUAAGGAUGGACUCAGUUGGGCAUGCUUCCUGUUUCAGGGCGACUCCACUACUUCGAGUCGGGAACCUUCCCCCAGCCUUCCCUCUGCCAAGCGAAAGGUCAAGUCUCGUGCUACCACAGACGAGAACCCAAACCCUCAGGGUGUAGAAGUUCUCGAAUCUUCAACUUCCAAAGGAUCAGAAACCGAACUUAACACAGGUAUUUCUUGUUUGGAUGAUUUAUUUAUACCAAGGUUUUAAUCCUCUUUUUUUAAACCGGUUGUAAUUUCAGAAAGAGACAAGGAUACAGCCCGGCCCACUACUACGGAUACAACAGCUCGAUCAAAACCGCAAACCCCUGCGACUCCUGGGGUUUCUAAGAAUAAAUCGCUGUCAAGGGUAGCCACAAACGAAUCCAUUCACACAACUACAACUCCCGGAGAAGCAGAACAGAACAGUUUUGAGAAUAAUACCCAGAACGGAGAAAAUACUAAUCGGCGGAUUACUAGAGAGGUCUCGAAAGCAAAUCUCUCGCAGAGCCAAUCUCGGCCGUCCACCAGCAAAUCGAAAGAAAGUAGACCAGGAACGGGGACUGAUGGGGUUAUAAGGCAGAAUCCUGCCUCCAAACCACCAACCCGAACCGGAUCUCGACCUGCAACCAGUGCUUCGAAGAAAUCCACGUCUGCGAAUUCACGUCCUCCGUCAGUUCCAAAAACGCCAGCGGCAGAAGAGAACGACACAAUUAGACCUCCAACGACGGCAGUCGAAAUGGAAAAAUUGCCUGAAGGUAAUUUUAGAUUUUAUAAACAAUCUGUAAAUAAUUAAAGAGAAUGUAGUCGAUCCAACCGCGGAAGCAAAUGUACGUCUAUUGUCCGCGAGCACAGUAAGCCGCCUUCCCAGUGCAGCUGAUCGAUUCCCGAAAGGCCUGCCAAACAAUGCACCCGUGAUUUUAAUAUUGGGUAUGCUUAUACUAAAAGAAAUUAAAUCAAACUUAGGUGCCCCAGGGUCGAAUAAAAAAGAAAUGGCAGAAAAAGUCGCCAAGAAAUAUGAAGGAUUUGUUCAUAUUAGCAUGGGGGAUUUGCUCAGGAAAAAAGUUAACGAUAAUCCCGAAGACGAACUCUGGAUCAGGGUGGGAAAGAAGAUGGAAGCCGGAGAACAGAUCCCUAUGGUAAUAUUUAAGUACCAUACUGAAUGCGUCUUUGCAGAAAAUAUGUCGAGAAAUUUUAUAUUCGACGGUUCACGAAAUGGGAAACCGAUCCUGGGGAUAUGUAAUCGAAGGCUAUCCACGAACACUGGCACAAGCUGAGGAUAUCGAGAGCCAACUGGGCCGAUUAGAUGUCGCUAUAUUGUUGGAUUGCACAGAGCAAUUCUGCAAAGAUAAUAUCAACAAGCGAUUCGAGGAGGCCAAAGAAACCGGAAACGCUCGACUUGGUAAGAAAUUUUGCCAUGCUUUUUAUACUUUCAUUCUACCCAUUUUAGAUGAUGACGAACAAUCACUCAAACAGAAACUCGCGUUGUUCAAGCAAAACACAUUGCCAAUGCUCAAACAUCUGGACGAAAAGAAGAAGUUGAGAGUGGUAAGUAAAAUCAAGACCCGAGAGAUAAAUGCUAUAGGGUGUUUCAAGAAAUAUCGGAAAAACGUUUUUCGAAUAUCUUUGUACCCAUUUCCGCUUUGCAAGAAGUUUAAAUUGUUUUUAAAUCCCCCUUAUUACAAAGUCCAGGCCUCUGUACGGCGAAUGAAAUUAGGUUUGCCACAUCUGGUAGGAUGUAACCUGGUAUUCUCGGGAGCUUGGCGGAUGUUUCACACAUUGGCGAAGACUCGGCGGGGACUUCUUUAUCGGCGGAGGCCGUUUUGGGGGCUUGGUUUUUGCAAAAUUUUCUAGAUAAACGUCUUUGGUAUACUAAAUUCCAAAGACUUUUUGCGGCGACUAGUAUCCUGCACUGUUUGCUCUAGUCAGAGCAAGUGACGUCAAUCGGACCUAAAAACUGUGACUGACAUAGUAUAUCCUACCAGAUGUGACAAACUUAAUUUCAUCCGUAUUACAGAAGUCUGGGCUUUGUAACGAGACGUCAUAUUCAAAAAAGGCAUCAGAUGUUUCGGCCAAAAUGUGAUUUCUCCUCCGAGGCGAGAAAAAAUCUUUUACACAUUCUAAAAACGCACGACUUCGAAUUUUAAAUACAGCUUAAACUUCUUGGAUAGCUGCAAAGGGAACAAUUUUUCUUUUUCUUGAAACUCCCUCUGCAUUAAGAAAAGAUGAUAAAAAUUACUUUAGGUUGAAGGCGAUGGCCCAGUGGAUCGUUUGUUUAGUACAGUCACCGAACUUAUGGACUCUACUGUGUUUGCCAAUGGUAAGUAUCCCUCGAAAGUAGUAACGAUACCUCUAGAUGGCAAAACAAAUGUCCCGGAAGUCGAGAGCCGUGACUUGCGUACAGCUGGAUCAGUGGCAUCAUAA